GGCCGCCCUCGCGGCCGCGCGGCUCGGCGCUGCCCGCCGCGGCUGCCCGCCGCCCCGCGCUGAGCCGAGCCGCCGCCGCCUCUCCGCUGCACGAUGUCCCGGCGCAAGAUCUCCUCGGAGUCCUUCAGCUCGCUGGGGUCGGACUGCCCGGAGACCAGCCCCGAGGACGAGGGCGAGUGUCCCCUGUCCCGCCUCUGCUGGAACGGCAGCCGCAGCCCCCCCGGCGCCGCCGACACCCCCUUCGCCGCCGCCGCCGCGGCCAGCGCCGGGGCGCGCCGCGCUCCGCGCCGCCGGCGGGUCAACCUGGACUCGCUGGGCGAGAGCAUCCGCCGUCUGACGGCCCCCGCGCCUCAGACCAUUCGGCAAACUCUACAAAGGACACUGCAGUAUUUUGAGCAUCAAGUUAUUGGUUACAGGGAUGCAGAGAAGAACUUUCACAAUAUAUCAAACAGAUGCUCCUAUACAGACUGUACUGGCAGUGAAGAAGCUGAAGAUGUCUCAGGAAUUCUCCAGUGUACAGCUAAUGUACUUGGUUUGAAGUUUGAGGAAAUGCAAGAAAAGUUUGGGGAGGAAUUCUUCAAUAUCUGCUUUGAUGAGAAUGAAAGAGUUCUUCGAGCUGUAGGUGGGACCCUUCAAGACUUCUUCAAUGGCUUUGAUGCUUUGCUGGAGCACAUUAGAACUUCAUUUGGAAGACAGGCCACCCUGGAAUCCCCUUCUUUCCUAUGCAAAGAGCUCCCUGAAGGCAAUCUCAUGCUUCAUUACUUUCACCCACAUCAGAUUGUGGGAUUUGCAAUGAUGGGAAUGAUAAAGGCAGCAGCAAAGAAGAUUUACCGCUUAGAAGUGGAAGUAGAACAGGUCACUAAUGAUAACUUGUGUUCAGAGGGGACGAACCCAGGUAACUGCAGUUGUCUGACUUUCCUUAUCAAAGAACAUGAAAAUGCAAAUAUCACAAAAGCACUUCCACAUGGAACUUCCCAGUCCCCCUUAGACCUGAGGAUUAGCAUCAGCACCUUCUGCAGAGCUUUCCCCUUUCAUCUGAUGUUUGAUCCAAACAUGCUGGUUCUCCAGCUUGGAGAAGGUCUUAGAAAGCAGCUCAGAUGUGACACUCAUAAAACUCUGAAAUUCCAAGACUGCUUCGAGAUAGUUUCUCCUAAAAUCAGUGCCACAUUUGAACGGGUUCUCCUGAGGUUAUCUACUCCCUUUGUCAUUCGCACCAAACUUGAGGAUUCUGGCUCUGAAAAUAAAGAUAAGGUCAUGGAAAUCAAAGGACAAAUGAUUCAUGUGCCAGAAUCAAAUUCAGUUUUGUUUCUGGGUUCCCCCUGUGUGGACAAACUGGAUGAACUGAUGGGGCGAGGCCUCCAUCUUUCGGACAUACCUAUCCAUGAUGCUACUCGCGAUGUCAUAUUGGUUGGGGAGCAGGCAAAGGCCCAGGAUGGCUUGAAAAAACGAAUGGAUAAGCUGAAGGCAACGCUAGAAUGCACACACCAAGCCCUGGAAGAGGAGAAAAAGAAAACCGUAGAUCUCCUUAUUUCUAUUUUCCCUGAAGAAGUGGCUCAGCAGUUGUGGCAGGGGCAGCAGGUUCAGGCCAGGAAGUUUGAUGAUGUCACCAUGCUUUUCUCGGACAUUGUUGGCUUCACUGCUAUCUGUGCGCAGUGCACGCCCAUGCAGGUUAUCAGCAUGCUGAACGAACUCUACACGCGGUUUGACCAUCAGUGUGGAUUCCUGGACAUCUACAAGGUGGAAACAAUAGGUGAUGCGUACUGCAUUGCAGCAGGGCUCCAUAAGAAAAGCCUUAGUCAUGCUAAAGCCAUUGCCCUGAUGGCACUGAAGAUGAUGGAGCUUUCGGAAGAGGUUCUCACUCCAGAUGGGAGCCCUAUUAAGAUGAGGAUAGGCAUUCACUCAGGAUCGGUGCUGGCCGGCGUCGUUGGUGUAAGAAUGCCACGUUAUUGUCUCUUUGGGAACAAUGUCACCCUUGCAAGCAAGUUCGAGUCAGGAAGUCACCCACGCCGCAUCAAUGUCAGUCCAACCACAUACCAGCUUUUGAAAAAGGAAGAAAAUUUUAUUUUUAUCCCUCGUUCCCGUGAAGAGCUUCCAGAAAACUUUCCAAAGGAAAUUCCUGGGAUCUGUUACUUCCUCGAAGUCAGAAGUAGUCAGAAGCCACCAAAACCCUCCAUCACAUCUGCCAGAGUGAGAAAGGUUUCUUACAACAUUGGCACCAUGUUCCUCCGGGAGACUAGCCUAUGAGGCCUGCUGCAGAUCAAAGACUCGUCAAAAAAGCACAAGCCCAGAACUGGGUCAUGACAGGGGAGUUGGAGUUUCUUUCUAUUUCACUGCCUUGUUCUGAACAAGCAGUAAAAGCUCCAUGUAAUGUCAGGCAAUAAUCAUUUUAAAAGGUGGGUGACUGCUGUCAGUAAACAAAGUGGAGAUAGGGAAAAAAAAAAAAUAAACAAAGUACUUCCAGAGGAAUUUCUUUCAUAAACUUCAGUCUGACCCCUCUAUGACAAACAAAACCAAACAAAACAAAAAAAACCCAACUCUCAAAUUAGAGGUUGGUUUUGUUUUGUGCAGAAAGGAUGAUGGUUCUCUGUAGAUUUGCACCAGCUAAGCAGAAUUGAGAGUCGGUUCUGAUUAUGCAUUCCUACAUUUAAUGCGUUCUUCAGUAAGGUAAUGAUGUUUUUAACUUUAUGAACAAACAUUUCAUACAUAUACUGUAGACCUGUUGUAACCUUCCUGGCAGGAGGAAUUAUAAUUCAAUACAAAUAUUGUAGGAAUUUUACCUAUUUUUAUACAUACUUCACUUUCUGGAUAAUUACAUUCCACAUACUGUAAGCUGAAUGAACUUAGAUAGCUUUUCAGAAGAAGCUACUGUAUAUUUCAUACAUUCUACCUAUCAAACCUUAUUGUUAUACAAGUGGGAAGAAGUCAUUUUUUGACUUUUUUUGGCAACAAAAAUAUCAACAUUUUACAGAAAAAACCACUUUGGUAAAUCUCUUUACCUGAUGUUUAUGCUAAAGCUUUAGAUGAGCAUUGUCUUGCUUAUAUAAAAUAAUGUUCAGUAUUUGUCCUACAGUGCUGUAUGUCCAGUCCUUCCAGGACAAUGCGAACAAAAUGUAGAAGAUCAAUGUGUUGACAAACAGAAAAGUUCUGCUCAGUGAGCCUUGUUUCCCACUAAAUUAUCAGCCAAACUGAUUUUUGACAGAAGUCCUGGAGUUUUUUAAAAAAUUUGAUCUUGUGAAAACUUAUUCUAAGGAAUUCUAGCAGACUCUGGAAGCUCUCUGGGUACUGGUUUUCCACAUUUUUUUAAUAGGACUUGUGCUCCUACUCCAGUUUGAUUAUUGAAAAUCCUAUCUGUUAUUAAUGAUGCUUAUCUGGAAAUUUCCUCUAUUGCUGGAUUGGCUGAAAGAUCCCCUGCUUUAUCUAAUGUAGACCAAAAAAACACUGAAAAGGGGUAGGCAAUACUUUCCCAGGUUUAAUGCAAAUGGCAGUUCAAGAUUUAGAUGAGUCCAUGUCAAUUUUAAAAAAAAGGCCAAUUCUUUGCUGUUAAAAAUUAAUAUAGUGUUUUUGUCUUCAAGGGAUCCAUUUGUAACAAGAUGUGGAUCUGUCCCCUAAUAGGCACAUUUUCAGGCAUUGUUUAUUUCUCAGGUUUUCCUUUUCAAAAAUAAUGGCAGUCAGUUUUCCUUUGCAGGUGUACUCUUUUUAGGGUCAUACUGAAGUGGGCUGAUGUUGUUCUGCUCUUGCAAAUUGUUAGUUAACAGUUGUGCAGUGAUUCUGAAGUGGCUUAGCUUUACAUGGGGCUGAUCAAAGCUCACUGAAAUCAAAGAUAAGACUUUCAACAGCACUAGGGGAAGCUCUGCAUUUCUACAAUCCAGAGCAGAAAUUAGAGUUUACUUAUGGAUUUAGUAGUCAUAACUUGAGGCACAUUUUGAAAAUAAGUAAAUAACUUUCACCACACAUCCAGAUUAUCCAGUUAGAUCUUUCUGUGGAGGGAAUGACAGUGCUGUAUUUCUCCCCUGUGACCAGUAGCCCAUGUUAGAGUGGGAACAAGUGAGCAUCGCACCACUAGCCUGUGCUGAACAUGUUUCAGGCUUCCUUUCCAUGAAGACUUUCUGGAUGAGAAAGGACUAUCUUGAACCUACACAGACUUCAGCAUGUAAAGGACAUAUGAAGUUAUUAUGUAGGGGUGUUGUUUUUCUUGUCUGAAGAGGGUAGAUGCAUGGGAAUUAGCCCAAAAACUUACUUAAAUGGAAAUUCCCUCGGUUUCUAGAGGAACACUGUUGUUAAAGAUUUCUUCCAUUGAUAUUAGAGCAUCCUUGGGAUUGGAGGAGUUAAUGUUUUAUCUACCUUGAUAAACAGCAUCUGCAGCAAUACUGCCUAUCUGAAAAAUGACUUAACAAGAAGCGUUCGAGCUUGAGGUUGCAGAAUUUCCAUCCAAACUACAGAUCUGAGAGUUUUCUGCACAGGAUGACAAGUUUUAGCCUAUAGCCGUUAGUUUGCACAUACACAGGAUGUAACAUGCAUUUUUUUCCUGGAAACACCAGUGAGACAUGCAAGAAUCAUAAAUGGAGCAAAGUUCAUGUUUCACCACUGGAGGAGGAACACCACUUCCUAGCUAAUAAAGCUGUGGUUUUGAUGUCAUUACCUAGUACCCUAGAGGGAAAAUUUUUCAAAUAGCUAUCGAUAGAUUGAGAUUUCAUUCUGACUUCACUGGCACAUCCUUAUUGUUCAGUAGGUGCUGAUGUCAGAGCACCAAUCUCUCUGGCCAAACUCUUUUUCUCUUUUCACUGCCCGUAGUCCUGUAUGAAGAGAACAAACAUAGAGGUUAAGACCAAAAGCUUGUAGCUCAAUAACUUGUCUCUCACAGUUGCCAAUAGGAAAUGUCUAGGUUAAUUCUGUGGCUGAUCUUGAUAGAUCUAUGGAAACAUUUUCAUGAGAAAUGAUGGAUAAAUGCUAAUUCUACAAGCAAAUUGGAGAAGCAAUCUAAAAAAAAUUUGUAUCACCAUCCUCAUCCUCUCAGAGACUGUUUAUUCUAUAAGGAAAUUUAUAAUCAGAGAUCAGUGCAAAACCUGAAAAUUGGUGUUGGCAUCACCGUGGAGGCAAUGACAGUGUUUGCAAAUAAAUAAUCUAGCUCCCCAAAUUAGAAUAGAUUUAUUGUAUAAGAAUAUACAGUCUCUGCUUUUUAUAAGCUUGUGUAAAGGUAAUGUGUCCAGAACUUCAGCACUGAUGCUAAGUAUUGUGUUAAUUGUUUCAGUGUUAUGACAAGGGAAGUUAAUAAAAAAGUGUGGGCUUUCUAGGGACAUUUUUCUAUCUCAGUGUGAGAAAUGUGUAAAACAAAUUUUUGACACUCUUUAACUUAGUAGUUGCAUCUGUUGCCUUUAACAUUAGGUUGCAAAUUUAUUUUGUUGGACACCUUUAUGAUGUGAAAUUAAAUUUAUUAUCAAGGUUGAUGCCGACAAGUCAAUUAGGUGGUAGACAGACUCAACAUUUCUUCAACAACACUUCCUUUUAGCAAUAGGCAAAACUUUCUCAUUUGCCUGGUGUUGUCUUCAUAAAUAAAAAGGUUGUCAGAGUUUUUGUACCUUGGGAUGAUGAGGUGAAAAGUUUAGAGGUGCUGAAAUGGAUGCAGAAAUGCCAUACUAUAGUUGGAAUUUUCUUCUAGUAUUUUCCUUCCUAUAAAACAGAUGAUCUUUUGUUCCUCUGAUUAAGAAUUUACAUGCCUGUGUUUCUUCACAUAGCUGCAAGUAGCAACAUCUGCUGUCUUGAGCUUCUGUACAAAACAAAUCCACCCUCUCUGAAGAUAGAGGGAGGAGAUCUACUGCAUAUUGCCUGUACAAGGCAAAGGAAGGAUGAUGUGAGGACGCUAGCUGGCGUCAUCAGUCUCUUUACAGCAAAGUUGUUCUGUGCAGCUUCCCUCUGCUCCAGGCUCAGAGGGACCAGAGACCAUGGACUGACCACAGAGGCAGACUGGUAGGCAACUUCUUGUACAGAAGUCAUGAGGCCUAAGUAAACAGAGGCAACAGUCAUUCCCCCAGAGCACUUUUUACAGAUCUUGUGUCAUUUUUUUGUCUGCUUAAAGCUCCCUGUCACACAGGCUCUUCUGUGAUGCAGUGCUUAGAGGUCAGGAACUCAGAGCAAGAAGGAAAUAGUGAUGGAAGUGGCAGAGUGGUAGAUAAAUUUUGUUCUACCAUCACUCUGGUAAUAUCUGCCAAUCAAAGACAAAAGCCUCUGCAUGGGAGAAUUGCUGCUCUGCCAGGACUCUCAAAGUGUGGUUUUCUUGCAGAAUCCAACAGGAUAUUUCUUUU
This is a messenger RNA of Harpia harpyja (harpy eagle), 6299 nucleotides long. It is a transcript of the gene GUCY1A2, whose product is annotated as guanylate cyclase 1 soluble subunit alpha 2. Gene Ontology annotation, biological process: cGMP biosynthetic process; response to oxygen levels. Gene Ontology annotation, cellular component: guanylate cyclase complex, soluble. Gene Ontology annotation, molecular function: guanylate cyclase activity; heme binding. NCBI's taxonomy places the organism in Eukaryota, Metazoa, Chordata, Aves, Accipitriformes, Accipitridae. The coding region runs from base 94 to 2244 and encodes 716 amino acids. The transcript has 8 exons. The record is from RefSeq and is a predicted model, not a curated record.